CUGAAGGAUCCUUGACAUUGAGAAAUAGCUAGUGUUCCAGUUUCUUCCAUACGGUUGGACAUCAAGGCAUCGAUCUGUUUCUUUUACGUUUUAUGCAUCGGAAAGGCUUUUCCUGGGCUUCCAGCUGCAGACAUGAGAGACCGAAAUAUGAAAAAUGUCCUGGUGGUAUCCAUCGGAUUUCUAUCUCUGUUCACAGCAUACGGGGGACUGCAAAGUUUACAGAGCAGUUUGAAUGCAGAGCAAGGAAUGGGGGUGACCUCUCUCAGUGUUAUCUACGCCUCCAUCAUCCUCUCCUCCAUGUUCUUACCACCCAUUCUCAUCAAAAACAUUGGCUGCAAGUGGACUAUAGUGGCUGGCAUGGCCUGCUAUGUGACAUAUUCAUUUGGAAACCUCUAUCCGGGAUGGUACACUCUGAUCCCAACCUCCAUCAUCCUGGGCAUGGGAGGCUCUCCACUGUGGUCCGCUAAGUGCACCCUGCUCACCAUCAGCGGUAACCUGCAGGCACCCAAAGACAACAAGAAGGCAGCAGAUGUUAUUAAUAAGUACUUUGGCAUAUUCUUUCUGAUCUUCCAGUCUUCUGGUGUAUGGGGAAACCUCAUGUCCUCGUUGAUAUUCGGCUCAGAUACAAAUAUAACUCAAAUCUCAGAGGAAGAUCUACAAUAUUGCGGCGCAGGUGUGUGCGUUGAAAUCGGUGCGAACACCACAACCAAAAGGCCAGCACAAGAUCUGGUCUGGACACUCGUUGGCAGCUACAUUGGGGUGGGAGUGUUGGCCAUGAUCAUAGUGGCCGUGUUUCUGGACAACAUAGACAGAGAUCAGGCCCGGGAGUUCAGAGGCAACAGGGAGCCAUUCUGGAGCACCUUCCUGGCCACAUUCACCCUCCUGAAGGACAAGAGAUUAGUGAUUCUCAUCCCGUUGACCAUGUACAGUGGCUUUGAGCAGAGUUUUCUCUCUGGUGAAUAUACAAAGAACUAUGUGACCUGUGCGUUAGGAAUCCAUUUUGUUGGAUAUACGAUGAUAUGUUUUGCAGCCACAAAUUCCUUAUGCUCCUUUGUUUUUGGGAGGUUGGCAGAAUACACUGGAAGAGCUGCACUGUUUUGCCUGGCUGCAGUGACGAACCUUGCUUGUAUCCUGGCCCUGUUGUUCUGGAGACCUCAUCCAGAUCAGCUGCCCGUGUUCUUCGUGUUUCCUGCCCUUUGGGGCUUGGCAGACGCCGUGUGGCAGACACAAACCAACUCACUGUAUGGGGUACUCUUUCCCCGACACAAAGAGGCUGCGUUUGCUAACUACCGUAUGUGGGAGUCCCUGGGGUUUGUGAUAGCCUUCGCCUACAGCACUUUCAUCUGUCUGGACACCAAGCUCUACAUCCUCCUUGGGGUUCUGAUCCUCUCCAUGGUGACCUAUUUGUGGGUGGAGUACCAAGAACACAUGAAUCCUACACUCCCAGUGGAGGAGGGGAUAUACUGACUAUAAAAAGGACAGACUCCACAGCCAAGGAAAAUCGCAUCAUUGCUCAGACCAGCUUAUAGACUCAACAUAUUUAUUUCUAUUUCAUUUUUUACCCAUCAGGGAUUUUCUUUUCUUUUUCAAGUGAACCCUGGCAAAGAAACAAUUUGUAUAUAGUUAAAUUAGGCAAAAUAACACAUUAAGAAACAUACCUUUUUG
Messenger RNA from Esox lucius (northern pike), 1665 nucleotides. RefSeq names its product protein unc-93 homolog A-like. The record is from RefSeq and is a predicted model, not a curated record. Bases 133 to 1467 code for a protein of 444 amino acids. NCBI's taxonomy places the organism in Eukaryota, Metazoa, Chordata, Actinopteri, Esociformes, Esocidae. The transcript is spliced from 9 exons.